AUGGAUUCUGACAAUACACAAGACUCACCAGCUUCUACCGAAAAUGUCAGUUCUAUUGAAAUCAAAGGCGAAUCUAACAACAUUGACUCAAUUGAAGCCGUAUCUUCUGCAGCAGACACUACUCGUGAGCUGGAAAGUUCACACGAACUUUUAACAAAGAUUGAAUUGGAUUUGGCUUGCUCCACUGAAAAAUUAGUCAAUUUGGGCAUACUUCUUAUUCACGUGGCUUCAAGGGAAAAUGAUUUCGAGGCUUUUUGUUCGGACGAAGGGAAUAAUGAUGGCCUUGCUGAGAGAGCAUUAGAAUUCAACCUUUUAUAUGGGUUUUUGGAAUCUGAAGUGCGAGAACAGGAGAGCUUUCUAUCUGAUCUUCAGAGAGAGAUGAAUAGCUCCCGGGAGUUUAUAUCUUCGUUCGAGGGACUCGGAUAUGAUCUUAGGGAAUUGGAAGAAAGGCUGCAAGAUUGUGUGGAUUCUUUGAAGCUGUCGUUCGAGCAGGUCUCGGAUAUAAAGACACAAUCUGCUAGCUUCGAGAGGAUCUUGCUAACUUCAUCUGGAGAUGAAAAGUGUAGAGAUGAAAAGGAGCUUUCCGGUUUGGAAAACGACAACAAUUCAGAUAUAAACGCGAAGAUAAAAAUGCAGACUGCAGAACAGCAGAGAGAAAUCUUGAGGAUGCUUGAGAAGUCUUUGGCCCGGGAAAUGGACCUCGAGAAGAAACUAUCCGAGUCGAGGCAAACAGAAGAAGAGUUAAAAUUCAGGUUGCAACAAGAAGUGUACUGCAUGGAGGAAGAAGCUGAAGAUAUGUGGGAGAAAUUAUUCGAGGCCGAAAAUAGUUCAGAAAUCCUCUCGGGCAUCUCAAAAGAGCUAUUGUUUAGUUUAAACGGGUCGAACCAGAGAGAAGGGGAAUUAAAAUCCAAACUUGAAGACCUUAUCGAGCAGUCGAGAGAAAAAGAUCGCAUUUUGGAGGGCUCCGAGCGUUCGAGUGCCGAUCUUUUGGAAAAAGUUCACUCACUCGAGCAGAAACUGAAGGAUUCUUUAGAAAAAUAUGAAGAUUUGGAGGUGAAAGCUACCGAAGCCGUAAAAAGAGCCGAAUUUACUGAAGCCGAGUGUAAAUCUCUUAAAGAGUCUAACUCGGAGCUUGAAAAAGACAUUGCCUGCUUGAAGAAUCGUGUAUUUGAUGCAAACGAGAGGGUUGAACAGCUAGAGAGGCUUUUGAAAGAGUCCGAACAUAAUCGAGUGCAUGCAGUGGCAUCUGCUGAAGCUAGUCAAGAAAAACAAAGUAUGUUAGAGAAUACAAUUAAAGACAUGGAGGAUUUAAUAAGAGAUUUGAAAUCCAAGGUUUUGAAGGCCGAAAAUCAGACAGAGAUUGUCGAGGAGAAGUGUAUUGUGUUGUCUGAGUCGAAUUCGGAGCUUGGUGAGGAAAUCAAUUAUCUGAGGCGUAAGGUAGAACAAUUGGAGAUUUCUCUGCAUGAGGCUGAUGAGGCGAAGGAGAAGACUGCGAAAGAUAUAAGGGUCCGGACGAAAUUGAUCACAGAUUUGGUGAUGCAGUUGGCUGUCGAGAGGGAACGCCUUCGAAAGCAGAUAUCGUCACUAACAAAGGAGAAGAAAGUUGGUGCGAAAUAUUUACAGCGCAUAAGGGAGCCUACUGUUACGGUGACUGAAAGCCAUGAAGAUGCUGAGCUUGGCAAUGAACACAGCAAUUCGUCAAGUACCGAGGAUGAGCUCAACGCUGUACGAAAUAUAGAUGCCAGGCAACUCAACUGUAAAGCCAUCUUGAUGCAACUUCUUUUUGUGGCAAUUCCAUUAUUUACAGGUUUUUUCUUUAAAAAGUCGGGGGUUGAAUCUUGA
Messenger RNA from Striga hermonthica, 1842 nucleotides. The record is from the annotation of a GenBank genome assembly. NCBI's taxonomy places the organism in Eukaryota, Viridiplantae, Streptophyta, Magnoliopsida, Lamiales, Orobanchaceae.